AUUCAGUCAAUUACAACGUAUGGGAGGACACUCAAUAAGUCUCCCUUAUAGGAUCUCUUUGAUAAACACUCAUGCCAUUCCCUGAAUCCAUCAUCAGUUUGAUUCCUUCUGGGUCCUUCAUCAAAUAUUCCUGUGACACCCUCAAUUUUCACGAAACUAACACUGCAGUUUGCAUCCUCAUAACCUUUGACAUUAACUGCUUCCUCACACUGAACGACACUGCUGUCAGUCACAUUCAACUCACUAGCGGAUACUGUUAACUCAGGCUGUACCUCCCUUAUAGUCUCAUCCUGAGAGGCAUCUACUGUUUUCUCUGGUACGUCUCUCUUUUCUGCAACUGUAUCUUCAUGAUUUGCUGAAGACUCAGCGGCAGUACUCACGCUUUGUUGUGCUGAGGCGCCUAUUAACGUUCGCCCAUUGUUGCUGUCUUCUAAUCGCAGCAAGUGAUCUUCAGUUACUGAUGUAGAGGAAGGCACGAAUGUCCUUUUCGGCUGCAGCUUCAACUCACAUGUUCUUUUUAUAUGCUCUCUUCGGCUUGUCUGGCUGCCAAUACGCUGAGCACACAAAUUUCGAGCACCGCCCUCAGGUAAGUCUGAAUUAUUUAGCACAGUUUUAAUUAGUUCUUGCGUAGUUUUCACUUUUUUCCUUGGUGUGAAGUUCGUAGAAGCUUUAGCCAUUUUAGCGCAACCCGAGAGCUGCAUAUUUGUUGUCAGCUGCUGUCCUCUGUGCGCUUUUUGCUCACAAAGUGACUUAUUGUCUGUCACGGAACAAUCCUUCUUGGCGUCCCAGUCUUGAGGGUUCAUAGUAACUACCAUCUCCUUAGUAGCUCGUAUCGUACUGGCAAGAUUUUUGCACUUUCCUUCAACAAACCGAUUUAAACUAUCAUUUCGCAUUUUAUUGUCAAAUACUUCAGCCGCCGGCUCUUGUUCCUGAACAGACGACGAGCGAGUUGCAUUAGCUCCAAGGAGACCGUAACGCUCCUUGGAAAUCGUGGAGUCGCAAUUCCUUGUUUCUGAGUUUCCAUUAGCAGGCCAUUCAUGGGACAUUUUUUUCCCAUCCGUGCUAUCUACAUCGGCGUAAUUUUCUAUAUUGUUUGCCUGUCCAUUGCCCAUCCGCGUGCCCUGUACAAAUGCUGCUCCAGCGCGCAACAAUAUGUAUUUUCUCCAUCGUUUAACCAACUGCUUCGCUCGCUUCGCUAAUGUUUCGUCCUUCAAGUUCCGACGUAAAUCGUUCACAAUUUUACCUAACCUCGUCGAUCUCAGUAACUCUUCAUUAAUUUCAAUAUUUUCCAGAACUUCUAACACUUCCGUAAUAGUUUCCGCGUCACGCACAUUAUGAUUUCGAUCUAUCGCGUCUAAUAACUUACACUUAAGCUUCAACACAUCUGCCUCCAUUGCUUGCUGCACGCGUACUGACGGACAAGUACAGAGUCACUGGACGCCAAAGAAAGUAGUACCUCAAUGUCAACAGGUAGUAACAUUUAUUUGCUGAUCGCUGUUGUAAACAUAUGAACAUAUGACUAUGUUUUACGUCUAACAAAUGUCUGUGUGGGGCACAAAAAUACAUUACUGAAGAAAUACAAUAUUCGUCGUGAAUCUCACUAACGUUAUUUAAAUGCACAUAGCAUCUAUCGGUAUCCUUCCGCCAACUAUUAUUUGCUGUUCUUUGAAUAAUAUAUUUUAGUUGGGGCAAAGACCAGGUUAUGUCAUUCUGACAAUACUUCAUGAACUGGGGAGAUGUCUUGCAGACAUGCUAAUUCAGUCAUACCUACUUCCCUAUUAACCACAACAUUACUGACAACAAUGAGUGAAAGUCAUCUGCAAGCACUCUGUCAUCUGUGUUUCAGGUUCCGCCAACCUUCUCAAUGACAUUCGAAGUCGUUUCUCAUAAAAAAUAAAAUCUCUCUUUGUAAUUAUUACGUUAUGUUACUCACUCCAAUCCAAAGAAUACUAUAUAAGAAAAUUACUUCGAUGAAAAGGUAAUUGAUUUUUCGACUACUUCCUGAUAGGAAUAAACUAAUUGGAGACAAAUUUAAAUUCAGUGUGUCUACAGAGGACAAGGGAUACUUACCUAACAUUUCGUAUGUGCUGUAGUACGCCAUUAAGCUUACAGAACAUGUGUACAACUUUGAAUCCUGCGUUUCGGUACAAUAUGUAUAUUGGUGACACUUAAUACUAAAGCCCCUCCAGAAUUCAGUGUUAUUAAACUUGCUGGGACAAAUAGAUGCUAGGAAGCUGUUAGUAAAUGUGCUUGGGACAAGCUAACGUCAGAAAAGGAGUGAUUUUAUUCUAGGCUGUGGAGAAAGAGAUCAACACAUUGGCUAUAGUCACCUGUAGUCUAUGGAUAAAAGUAACCGUUGUAGCUAAUGUCUGUGGCGGAAGGAAUAUGAGGUAUGUAAACAAUAAAUUAUAUUGUGAAUGCGAACUUUACUUUCCCAGUUAUGGAGCAGGAGGACAAAGUGGGGUGUAUGGAAGCAGAAGCACUGAAAAGGAAAGAAAGGUUAAAGCAAUUGAAGAGGAAACAUGAAGAAGUGAAGGAUGGUACAGCGUCAGAAGAAAAAUCGGAAUCAGUUUCUGUUCUUCCAAAGCCGAAAUUCCGAAGCUAUCGACCCCAAGAUGAAACGUUGAAGGAAAAUGUUGUUCCUGAAGCUAAACCUGGAGAUGUGGAGGAGGAAGUAAAGGAUCAAUUGAGCUCUGCACAUUCGAAAGUUGUCAUCGAAGAGUUGGACAUAACAAAUCUUGCACCACGCAAACCGGACUGGGAUCUGAAACGUGAUGUCGCCAAGAAGCUGGAGCGGCUCGAGAGGAGGACGCAGAAGGCGAUUGCGGAGCUGAUUCGCGACAGGCUCCGGAAGGGUCAGGAGGACCUCGCCAACAGUGUCAACGCUGGUGCACGCAUCAACCAGAUGGAUGCUGCCAACGAAGAUUGACGGGAUGCGGCCCUUUUUCGGUAGAGUCUGAAGGUUCCUGUAGUAGGUGCUGAAGCUGCUGGGAAUGCUGCUGGUUGCCAGCAAAUGGCAGUAACCCUGUCAGAAACAGUGGCUCUGACCUGCAAUCGCAGAAUGGUCCAGAUGUUGCAAGCUGUGAGCUAAUCUGUUCGGUAGCGUGUCUAGCUGAUGAUCUGAACUGUUUCCCAUAUAUUUAAGUGCAGUCAGUUGCACUCUGGCAUAUACCAAUACUAGUUAAAGUGCGACUGGAGUCUCAGAUUGUGUGUGGAAGUUUGUACUGAAAGACUGAUUGUAUUAGCAAUGUAUCUUGUCUGUAAUUGUGCUACUGGCACAAAUUACAUAAUUCAUGAUCAUAAUGAUUGAUAAUUACAACUUAUACAGCAUAAUUAAAGUUACACCUUCAGACAG
Molecule: messenger RNA, 3355 nt
Organism: Schistocerca gregaria
Lineage: Eukaryota; Metazoa; Arthropoda; Insecta; Orthoptera; Acrididae
Product: coiled-coil domain-containing protein 12
Exons: 3
Coding region: 2441-2929 (162 amino acids)
Cellular component (GO): post-mRNA release spliceosomal complex; U2-type spliceosomal complex
Source: RefSeq, a predicted model, not a curated record